UACAUCAGAAACAGUAUACAAUUCUUUGUUCAAAAUGCCAAAACUGCUGUUGAAUUGAUGAAUUUAAACUACGAGAUAAGUGACAAGGAAAACAAAAAGAUUUCUAUCUAUGUGACUUCAUCUAGUGAACCUGCAUCUGUACGUUAUAAGUUAACACCAGAACAAAUGAAUACCCUAAAGCUGAGUAUGAAGAAACGAUAUAAUGUCUCCAGGAAUGCUCUGUACCUCAGGAAGCUUCGCUUCGACCAAGACUUGAUGUAUCGUGGAAUUGACCUGUUUCUGAACAGAAGAAGCUGCAUGACUGCCACCCUUCAAGUUAUCCAAGAGGAUUACCCCCAGCUGCUGUCCUUGAAUGUGAGCAACAACAAAAUAUACUGCCUAGAUGGCCUGUCUGAAUUAAUAGAGAAGGCCCCUCAUGUCAAGACCCUCAAACUUUCAGGAAAUUUGCUAAGAACAGUCUGGGAGUUGGAGAAGAUGAAAGGGCUGAAGCUGGAAAAGCUGUGGCUAGAAGGGAACCCCUUGUGCAGCUCCUUCCGAGACCAUUCUUCCUAUGUAAGUGCAAUUCUGAACUAUUUUCCGGAGUUGUCACACUUAGAUGGCAGGAAAUUAUUCCCAACAAUUGACAUUAACACCCUGGAAAUAAUAAAACCACGCAAGCAAAGCUAUAAAGGAUCUAAGAGUCUGAAGAAUCUGCUCAUGCAAUUUAUGCUUCAGUACUACUUGAUCUACGACUAUGGUGAUAGAUACAGUCUCCUUAGCGCUUACCAUGCAGAAGCUUGUUUCUCCCUGACAAUCGCUUUCAACUCCGAUAAGGAAGAUCUGAGCAGCUUAGAAGACUACCUCAAAGAUAACAGGAAUAUGAUGAGGCUGAAGAACUCCUUUUUGCUGAUGCAGCUGCUGAAGCACAAAAACUAUAACAUCGUGGCCUGCCUCCACGAACUGCCAAAAACACAGCAUGAUUUAAAUUCCUAUGUAAUAGACCUUUGUGUUCAGACAGAAAAAAUGAUUUGCUUCUCUGUCAAUGGAGUUUUCAAGGAAGUGGAAGGAAAGUCUUGGGGAUGUGUCCGUGCCUUCACCCGGACAUUCAUCUUAACUGUUGACAGUCAAUUCAGGCUGUGCAUUGUGAAUGAUGAGAUGAUUUUGAGGAAUGCCAGCCCCGCAGAGACCAAGAAGGCUUUCUCUACCACUAGGCCGACAAUGUCCUACGACCAGAGUUGCCAGAACACCCAAACUGAUUUGAAGCCUUUUGAGAACAAGUGGAAAUGCAUCAGAAUUGAUGAAGCCAUCUUUAUAUUCCAGACCGAGGAAAUGUUCUCAAGUGAAUUCUUCAGAUGCAACUUCUAAAAGGAGUCCUUGGAAGUCAUCUUCCUUUUCAUCCACAUUAUUGUUUCUUUUUAAGCUAUUGACUGGCCAGAAUUUGAGGCUUUAACCAAGAAAUCAAAUACACGUAGGCCAUGAAAUAGCCACUCACAGGGCCAAUUGCUUUAUAUAUAAC
This is a messenger RNA of Mastomys coucha (southern multimammate mouse), 1495 nucleotides long. RefSeq names its product nuclear RNA export factor 2-like. Gene Ontology annotation, molecular function: RNA binding; protein binding. The coding region runs from base 58 to 1344 and encodes 428 amino acids. Lineage: Eukaryota; Metazoa; Chordata; Mammalia; Rodentia; Muridae. Gene Ontology annotation, biological process: poly(A)+ mRNA export from nucleus. The record is from RefSeq and is a predicted model, not a curated record. Gene Ontology annotation, cellular component: nucleus. The transcript has 17 exons.